GCUUUCGCAGUCCCAGAAAAUCUACCCCGGCUUGAAUUGAGAGAUCGUGGACGCGACGCCGGUCCAGCACCCAGUUAAGCAACUGUCUGAUCCAAACCUGGAGCCGUUCACAGGCUGCUCCAAUACACAGAGCGGCCAUUAGAGCAGCCAUGGCGACGUCGGCAGCGGCGGCAGUGGAGGCUACAGCCCAACAACUGCCGCGCAGAUUCGGCAAGAAGCAGAUCUUCCUGUACGAGCGCCACGCCUGUCGCCGUCUGUUCAGUGAUGGAUGCUAACCUCAGCUCCCUCGGAUGCACGGGUGCAGACCAAACCAUGUCAUCGCCUUCAUCCGGCCCAAGCCGAGGCAGCCGCCAAACCUGGCGACGUUCGUCGUGCCGCUCACCUUCAACAAGCUCGACCUGCGCGACUACCUCUAUCACGUCUACAACGUCGAGGUGACGGCGGUGCGAUCCUUCAUCAACCAGCCGCAGCCGAGGCAGAAGGACGGCCAAAGGGGCAAGUGGUACCGGCCGCGCUCGCAGAAGAUGAUGAUCGCCGAGCUCGUGAAGCCGUUCGUGUGGCCAGACCCGCCCGCGGAGGACGCCCGGGAGGCGUUCGACCACGCCAUGUUCAAGAGGCUGCAGAAGGAGAGGGACGACCAGAUAUCUCGGUCGAUGAAUCCUUCGAAUAUUCCGCUGCGCACGCGCGGUCCCGAGACUCAGGAGCGGCAGACGCUCAGGGAGCAGGCGAAGGAGUUCUUGGAUCGCGGGGAGUGGACAAACGGGCGAACAGGGGACGACACAUGGACCGAAGUGGAGAAGGACAUCAAGGUGUAGUUCUGCGUAUGAUGUGGAAAACUGGCGGACAGAAAAGGGCUGGACGCGAGGAGGGUUUGCAGCUUGACGGUUGCUUGUAACUAGACAGCCUGCCGUUGGGAAAGAAACCAGCAGGUGUGAUGUACU
Molecule: messenger RNA, 941 nt
Organism: Thermothielavioides terrestris NRRL 8126
Lineage: Eukaryota; Fungi; Ascomycota; Sordariomycetes; Sordariales; Chaetomiaceae
Exons: 1
Coding region: 291-815 (174 amino acids)
Biological process (GO): mitochondrial translation
Cellular component (GO): mitochondrial large ribosomal subunit; ribosome
Molecular function (GO): structural constituent of ribosome
Source: RefSeq, a predicted model, not a curated record